Molecule: messenger RNA, 444 nt
Organism: Dreissena polymorpha
Lineage: Eukaryota; Metazoa; Mollusca; Bivalvia; Myida; Dreissenidae
Exons: 1
Coding region: 1-444 (147 amino acids)
Source: RefSeq, a predicted model, not a curated record
AUGUUGAUGAUUGUCAGUGUGGUUGUUAUGGGGGUGGUGAUGGUAAUGGUGGUGAUGGUUGUUGUGAUGGUGGUGCUAAUGGUGAUGGUAGUGAUGAUUGUGGUCGUUGUGAUGGUGAUGAUGGUGAUGGUAAUGGUGGUUUCUUGUAGUGAUGGUGGUGUCGAUGGUUUUGUUGAUGGUGGUAUUGAUGGUAUUGGUGACGUAGAUGAUGGUAAUGGUGGUGGUGUUGAUUGUGGUCGUUUUGAUAGUAGCGGUGGUGGUGAUAGUGGUUGUGAUUGUUGCUGUGGAGAUGAUGAUGAUGGUGGAAGUAAUGUUGGUACUAGUGUUGGUGAUGGUGAUAUUGGUGGUGAUGGUGGUGGGUUUGUGACGGUGUCGGUGAUUAUGAUGGUGGAGUUGAUAUUGGUGGUGUUGGUGAUAUUGAUGGUGAUGAUGGUGAUUUGGUGA